This is a messenger RNA of Loxodonta africana (African savanna elephant), 1988 nucleotides long. It is a transcript of the gene OGFOD1, whose product is annotated as 2-oxoglutarate and iron dependent oxygenase domain containing 1. Bases 303 to 1988 code for a protein of 561 amino acids. The transcript is spliced from 13 exons. Gene Ontology annotation, molecular function: L-ascorbic acid binding; peptidyl-proline dioxygenase activity; iron ion binding. Gene Ontology annotation, cellular component: cytoplasm. The record is from RefSeq and is a predicted model, not a curated record. Gene Ontology annotation, biological process: peptidyl-proline hydroxylation; regulation of translational termination. NCBI's taxonomy places the organism in Eukaryota, Metazoa, Chordata, Mammalia, Proboscidea, Elephantidae.
CCAUUAACAGGACAGUGCUAGAGGAAGGGUAAGCACGGCGGAAGUGCAUGAGAGGCCUCCGGCGGCAGGAAGUAGAGAGGCGGUGGCCUGCCAGGCCCAGCGUCACUGGGCCAAUCACCGGUGGGCUGGCCUCAAUAUCUGAAAUUCUCAUUGGUGCUACAAGUAUAGGUCCCUCCUUCUCUCUUUUUCUAUUUCCCAUUGGGAGAAGCUGAGGAACAUGGGAAGGGGCAUUCUGGGAAUUGUAGUCUCUUAGGAAAGGUGCUGCUUGAUGUGUGUGGCGUGGGUCUGUACCCCAGGAGGAGAUGAGUGGAAAACGGUCAGCGGAACCCGGCCCCGGCCGGGUAGGUAAGAAGGGAAAGAAGGCGGUGAUGGCUGAAUUUUCGGACGCUGUCACUGAGGAAGCUUUGAAAAAGCAAGUGGCUGAGACCUGGAGCCGCAGGACGCCGUUUAGUCACGAAGCCAUUGUCGUGGAUGUGAACCCCUUUCUUCACUGUGUGAUUCCAAACUUCAUCCAAAGCCAAGACUUCCUGGAAGGACUUCAGAAGGAACUUUUGAACUUAGACUUCCAUGAAAAAUAUAAUGAUUUAUAUAAGUUCCAGCAGUCUGAUGAUUUAAAGAAGAGAAGAGAGCCUCACAUCGCUGCUUUAAGGAAAGUUCUAUUUGAAGAUUUCAGGGCCUGGCUUUCUGACAUUUCUAAUAUUGACCUGGAAUCUACCAUUGAUAUGUCCUGUGCAAAGUAUGAAUACACAGAUGCCCUGCUCUGCCAUGACGAUGAGCUGGAAGGGCGCCGGAUCGCCUUCAUUCUCUACCUGGUUCCUCCCUGGGACAUGAGCUUGGGGGGCACCCUGGACCUGUACAGCGUUGAUGAGCACUUUCAGCCGAAGCAGAUUGUCAAGUCUCUUAUCCCUUCGUGGAACACACUGGUUUUCUUUGAAGUGUCUCCAGUAUCCUUUCACCAGGUGUCUGAAGUCUUGUCGGAAGAAAAAUUGCGUUUGUCUAUAAGUGGCUGGUUUCAUGGCCCUUCAUUGGCCAGGCCUCCCAGCUACUGUGAACCCCUCAUACCCCGGAGCCCUCACAUCCCUCAAGAUCAUGAAAUUUUGUAUGAAUGGAUAAACCCUACUUAUCUGGACAUGGAUUACCAAAUUCAGAUUCAAGAAGAGUUUGAAGAAAGAUCGGAAAUUCUCCUAAAGGAGUUUCUUAAGCCUGAGAAAUUUGCAAACGUCUGUGCAGCUUUGGAGAAAGGAGACGUGGAAUGGAGCAGCCGAGGUCCUCCUAACAAAAGUUUGACGUCUGUGGCUUUGACGAACAGCUCGACAUUGCUGCUCUUUAGGUGUUAUGAGAAAGCUGAGGAGAGUAAGCUUCCUGGUGUGCUGAAAGACUGCAUGGACUUACUCCACUCCGAAGCGCUCUUCUUGCUGCUGUCCAACUUCACAGGACUGAAGCUUCACUUCUUGGCCCCUUCAGAAGAAGAUGAGAUUGAGGACGGAAAAGAGGGAGAAGCAGCAUCUGCUGCUGAGAGCACUGAAGAAGGGACCAGCCAUAGCUCCUCAGAGCUAGAGAAUAAUCAGGCCACUAGCAGCACCACCAGCCAACAGAGCGAUGGCGAGACAGACUCAGAGCCGGAAGGAAACGAAGCAAAGAAAGAAUCGAGCAUUCCCACAUGCCACGGGGAACUGAGGCGUUGGAAGACCGGUCACUACACUCUAAUCCAUGACAACAGCAAGCCUGAAUUUGCCCUGGACUUACUUCUCUACUGUGGCUGUGAAGGCUGGGAACCAGGGUAUGGUGGCUUCACUUCCUACAUUGCCAAAGGUGAAGAUGAAGAGCUGCUAACAGUGAAUCCGGAAAACAAUUCUUUGGCACUGGUCUACAGAGAUAGAGAGACUCUGAAGUUUGUCAAGUAUAUUAACCACCGAAGCUUAGAACAAAAGAAAACCUUCCCACACAGAACAGGUUUCUGGGAUUUUUCAUUCGUCUAUUAUGAAUGA